Molecule: messenger RNA, 1163 nt
Organism: Ruditapes philippinarum (Manila clam)
Lineage: Eukaryota; Metazoa; Mollusca; Bivalvia; Venerida; Veneridae
Exons: 5
Coding region: 135-1160 (341 amino acids)
Biological process (GO): carbohydrate metabolic process
Source: RefSeq, a predicted model, not a curated record
UUAACACCAUUUACAAGCAAAUAAUUCAACAAAAAUAUGAUUUAGUAUCAUUUACAUGCCAGGCUUAUUAUUUGUAAUGAGUGUUAACUCUGAGACCUCACGGGUCCUGUUCCAGAAUUUUCACGUGGUGAAGAAUGGAAAAGUUCCUGUUAGUAAGUGACAAAACUAGCGCCCUUUUGGCUGCUAAGAUUGGUCCUGAUGGGAUUUUAAAGGAUAGUAAAGUUAGUGACGAUCUUUGUUCACAAAGUAAGCUGGUGACAUUGUUGUCAACAAGUGGAUACACAUUAGAGGCUCACAGACUGCUGGACAGAAUCAAACGAGAUUUUAUGCAGGAAGAUGGCGACUUGAUUUCUUUUAAAAACAUUUCUGAUAGAAGCAGGAAAAGCAAGAGCUUUCCAAUGUCUCAUUAUUGGAUAUACAUGAACGUUUGGAUAGCCAUGGGUGCACAUAGAAUUGGGAGGUUUGAUAUUUCAUUCCCAGCAUUCAACUUUUGCAAGACGUUCUUCCACCCGGAUCAUAAUCUAGUCUGUGUCACAGAAUCAAUUACUGAAGUGAAUGACCAAUCAACAAUGGAUUGUUUAAGUACUGCUCAUUUUGGGCUGCUUUGCUUGUAUGUGGGAGACAUUGAAAGAGCAAAGAUGUGUGGUGAGGGGCUGUUAAAGAUGAUGUCCACGCAACCAAACUUUGAUAAACAAAUACUUUUGCGCAUGUCAGUGAAAACUGGCUCUCUAAUUACAAAUCCGCCAGAAAAUAUGGAACCAUUUUAUGUUUUGAAACGCGAUUCACCUAAUCAGUUGUACUUUUUCUUGGGUUAUUUUGGACUGUUUAUGACCAAAUUAUUUCAAGCUACUCAUGAGCAGAGAUUUUUAGACAGUGCUAAGUCCGUGAUGGACUUUGCCUUAACUUGCCACGAGAGCAUAUGUUUGUACAGUUUUAGCCAUACAGUGGCUUAUGCUGCCGCAUUAUUGGCUGUUGAAACCACAGAAGCUAAGUACAGACGGUUUGCUAUAGGGAUCGGAGAGUAUUUAAUCUCUAUUCAAAGUGAAGAAGGAUUUUUCUGUAAAGAAAUGGAUCGUAUAGAUAUGUAUGACCAGACUGCUGAAAUUGCUAUUUGUUUAAGGGAAUUGAACAAUGAAAUUAAAAAACUUGUUAAUAGAUAAUAA